Messenger RNA from Penicillium cataractarum, 1089 nucleotides. RefSeq names its product FAD-dependent oxidoreductase. NCBI's taxonomy places the organism in Eukaryota, Fungi, Ascomycota, Eurotiomycetes, Eurotiales, Aspergillaceae. The transcript is spliced from 5 exons. Bases 1 to 1089 code for a protein of 362 amino acids. Gene Ontology annotation, molecular function: D-amino-acid oxidase activity; FAD binding. The record is from RefSeq and is a predicted model, not a curated record.
AUGUCUCAAAAGAAUAUAGUCAUCAUUGGCGCCGGUGUGGCGGGCUUGACGACAGCCUUGCUGUUGUCUAGAAAAGCGGGAUACAAGAUAGUCGUGGCAGCUAAGCAUAUGCCUGGGGACUAUGAUAUCGAAUAUGCAUCGCCAUGGGCGGGUGCAAACUACAUGCCGGUUUCGGUGCACGGAACUGAAGCUGCGAAGUGGGAUCAAGACACCUGGGAACCAUUAGCGGACCUUGCCAAAAACUAUCCUGAGGCUGGAGUUCACUUCCAAGACUGUGAGAUACAUAGUCGCGCUAAAGACGUUGGAUCAGCCACGGCGACCUGGUUUGCCGAGCUCUUGUCCCCAAGUCCCUGGUUUUCAAAGGUUGUUCCUAAUUUUCGCUUGCUACCGAAGGAAUUACUGGGCCCGGGCAUUGACUCAGCCACAGUCUUCACCUCAGUGUGUAUUAAUACCGCUAUCUAUCUCCCCUGGCUGGUUUCUCAGUGUCUAGCCAAUGGUGUAGUUUUCAAACGCGCCAUCUUCAAGCAUGUGAGCGAUGCAUCAUCUUCUGGCGUGCAUCCAUCUGGUCAGGUCGAUCUAGUCGUGAACUGUACGGGUCUCAUGGCCUCCAAGCUUGGUGGCGUUGAGGAUGCGUCGGUAUUUCCAGCACGUGGGCAAAUUGUAAUUGUUCGCAAUGAAGCAGGCAAAAUGCUCGACGUGUCCGGGACGGAUGAUGGAGAUGAAGAAGCAUGCUAUGUGAUGACAAGAGCUGCGGGGGGAGGCACGAUUCUUGGUGGCUCGUACCAGAAGGGCAACUGGGAAUCACAACCGGAUCCAAAUCUUGCGAUUCGCAUAAUGAAGCGGGCUGUAGCUAUGUGUCCUUCUCUAACAAAUGGCAAGGGCAUCGAACAUUUGGAUGUUAUCAGACAUGGUGUUGGGCUUCGGCCCAUUCGUGAAGGAGGCACCCGCAUUGAGAAGGAGAAAAUUGAUGGGAUGUGGGUAGUCCACAAUUAUGGUGCCGGGGGUGCUGGUUAUCAAUCCUCCUAUGGUUGUGCAAAAGCUACUGUGAGUUUGAUCGAGGAAGCUUGUGGAAUUCGUGCCAAGCUUUGA